UCACAUGCGGCAAUGCAUGCCGGGGUGGAUAUUUUCAGUGUGUACCGUAUGCUGCUAAACUGUUGAUAAUUUCACAGUAAAAUGGUUGUAGAGAAGGUUGAGGCAGAGAGCCAGAGGUAGUCUCCGUUGUCUCUUAAAGGUCAUCGUCAUUGCAUGACAAAGGCUGUGGCAGAUUCAUCUUCAUCACUCAUACAGCAUUUCCAUAGUUUUAUUCUUCAGUGCGGUAGUACCAUGAAGGGGGGAGGAAGGGGUAAGGAACCACCUGUAGCAGGCGAGGUCACUGGCAAGCGUCCCAAACGCAAAUGCCUGCAGUGGCACCCACUUCUCUCCAAAAAGACACUGGAUUUCUCUGAGGAGGAAGAAGAAGAGGAUGAGGAGGAGCUGGAGAAGCAGCCAGUGCUGUGUGGGCCAGACCAGGGCCUGCAGGUGCAGUGUGGAAGCACAACAGAGGAGGUGGAGGAGGAUUCCAAUGAACAGCGUGCACGGCGGCCAAUGAAUGCCUUCCUCCUCUUCUGCAAACGCCACCGCUCCCUGGUGCGGCAGGAACACCCUCGCUUGGAUAACAGGGGUGCCACCAAGAUCCUGGCUGACUGGUGGGCUGUGCUGGAGCCCAAAGAAAAGCAGAAAUACACCGACAUGGCCAAGGAGUACAAAGAUGCCUUUAUGAAAGCAAACCCUGGCUACAAGUGGUGUCCCACCACCAGCAAACCAGUCAAGAGUCCUUCUUGUCAGCCAGUAAGUAAUCCCCGCAAAAAAGUUUGGUCCUUCUCUUCCAACUCAGCAAAGGACUCCACCACUGCCAAGAAAGUGCCCAAAGCGGACAACAUGCCACAGUUAAACUUUGCCAUGGCAGAUCCUACGAAGAUGGGAGGCCUUAGCAUGCUGCUGUUAGCUGGUGAACAUGCCCUCACAAACAGAGAGAUUCCUUCCAGCACUAAACCUAGUUUACCUGACACAGCCAGCGAAGGGAACUCCUAUCCAGGGCAUGAGGAGGAGAUGAUGUCUGGGGCGAUGCCCAACAGAGCGGCUGACGUUACUGAGAGCACGGUCAAGUCUGACCUUUCCCCGCCAGUUGAGAUGUCUACGUCGUUAUCACCUGAAGGGAAACCAUGCAGACAGUCGGCUCUCUUCCAGCUUGCUGAGAUGUGCUUAGCAUCCGAAGCUGGAAAGAUGGACACAGUGGUAUCUCAGCCUGAGGACAGCUCCUCUUCAGCCUCUCUCAAGCAAUCUGCAGCCCAACCCAAGAUCAAGGAGGAGAAAGCAGACGAUGACAACUGUCCUCCUUCCUCUCCCACUCCUACCCUCUCACCUUUGCUCUCCCUCUCUACCUCCACUGAUGCUACGCCUACACAACUCAGCAGCCAAAACGCUCGUGUCAAAAACAAGAGCAAGAAAAAGGAAACAGCCAAGUCGAACGAUGAAGGUGAGGCCUCCUGCUCAGCGAAGAAGUUCAUCAAAAAGUGUGAUCCUGCAGAGUCAAACGUGGACAGUGUGUUCAGCACCAUCGAGGCAGUGGCCAAAGGAGUGUGGAAGGAGCCAGAGGAGAAGAAGAAGAAAGUCCAGAGCAGUCCUAAUAGUGGGAACUCGGGUACGCCCAGAAAGAAGAGCAAACCCAAAGUAAAAAGUUUGGUUAAAGACAAAGAGGAGGAGAUGGAGGAGGGGAUGGAGGAGAACAGAGGGCAGGGCACCUCCUCUGAAGCUGAGCUAAAGGAAGAGGUGACUGACGUUAGGACCAAGACAGAAUCAGAAGAAAUGACAUUUGGAAGCACAGACCUUCAGGGCAGCAUGGCAGAACCCCAUCACUCCCCCUGCAGCUCUUCACCUGCAAAGCUCUUAGAGGAGGACAAAGGAAAGGAAAGGUCAGGUGAAGGGACCUUCGAGUCCAGCACAGAGAGCCGCGGCUCCAGGAAGUCCGAGCGGAGCUGUAAAGGGGCUCUGUAUAAAACCCUGGUCUCUGAAGGGAUGCUGACUUCACUGAGAGCCAACAUCGACCGAGGUAAGAGGGGCGCUUUCCGUGCCUCUGACCACGAUGCAAACUGGAGUGAUGACAGCUGGCCAACUUCUCAGAUGGGACCUAAUAACCCCAAGAAGCUAAAGAAGUCAAAGUCUAAAGACGACUCAUCACAGGGCCUCGGGAAACUGGAGGAGGAGUUUGAGAGGAAGUUUAACAGCCUUCCCCAGUAUAGCCCCAUGACGUUUGAUAAGAAGGGGAUAACUGUGGCGAAGAAGAAGAAGAGUGACAGCUGCACUGUCCCAGAGGAUGUUUCCAAAGCUGUAAAAGGGUCAUCUCCAUCUCAGAAAAAGACUUCAUUCCACAAGAUUGUUAGGAAGCACAAACACAAAAAGGAGAAACCAGAUGCAGUGGAAAAAGCAUCAGUACAGAUUGAUCCCAGUGUGCUGGAUUCAGUUUCUAAAGCCAAAUCAUGUGCCCCUGUUACCACAAUGUGCCCCGACUUGCAGGGCACCACUAGUAUGGAGAUGCUAGUUGGUAGCCAGAAGAGGAAGGCAAGGAAAACCAAGAUCACACACUUGGUGCGCACAGCUGAUGGCAGUGUGUCUCAAGCUGAGGAGGAAAAAUCUAGGGACCUGACCCAGGAACAGGAUAUGAAGCCAUUACCCCAACAGAAUUUAUGCAAUGAAGAAGGGUGCUACAGUAAUCCCAGGGCAGAGGAGGCAGAGGUGGAGAGGAGCAUGGCACCCCAGGAGCUACCUGCUUUCUUCAGCCUGGCAGCCCUCGCUGAGGUCGCAGCCAUGGAAAACGUUCACAGAGGCCAGAGAGGAUUGGCUGACAGUCAGAAGAAAGAGCUCGCCCAGACUCCGGUCCUCAUCUCCUGUGCUGAUCAGUGAAACUCUGCUGCUUUUAGGAGAAGCCACAACAUGGACAGUGGAAGUGGAGCUUCACUUUCCCUGGUGGUAACCCUACACUAAAGGGAGACUUGAUAUGGAAGUGUGGAUGGACUCCAACUUCCCCCCUUGUGGUGAAUUUACUUGAGCUGGGGUUCAUGUUGGAGAUCGAGCCCCUCUCCUCCGUACUCCUUGCUAUCUCAGUGUUUCCCCUGAAGCCUUCCUUUGACUAGAGGAAGGAUGCCUUUUCUGAACUCCUCACCCCCCCCACCACCCACCCCCC
Molecule: messenger RNA, 3127 nt
Organism: Labrus bergylta (ballan wrasse)
Lineage: Eukaryota; Metazoa; Chordata; Actinopteri; Labriformes; Labridae
Product: BBX high mobility group box domain containing
Biological process (GO): regulation of transcription by RNA polymerase II
Cellular component (GO): nucleus
Molecular function (GO): DNA-binding transcription factor activity, RNA polymerase II-specific; RNA polymerase II transcription regulatory region sequence-specific DNA binding
Source: RefSeq, a predicted model, not a curated record